GUGGUCUUCUGGGGGAUGAGGCUGUGGCAGGUGGUCGGCAUAUUCGCCCUCUUCGUCCUGUCCAUCAUCGUCACCCUCUGCUGCGUCUUCAAAUGCCGCGUGCCCAGGACCCGCAAGGACAUCGAAGCCCGCUACCUGCAGAGGCAGGCCGCCAAGACCUACGCCAACAAGCUGGAGACGGUGCCACCCCUGAACGAGCUGACCGAGAUCCCAGGAGAGGGGAAGAAGAAGAAAGCCAGCGUGGCCACCAUCUCCGAAACCGUGGAGGAAACUGAGGCCAGGGGAGGCAAGAAGGCCAAGAAGAAAGGAGAGGCCAAACAAGAACCCAACCCCGAGGACCAAAAGAGGGAGAAGAAGGGCGGCGGAGAUAAGAAAGAAGGCGGCGGCGGCGGCGGGAAAAAGAAGGCCGCAAGAGAAGGCCCCAAGUCCGCGAAGAAGAAAUGAGUGACUUGCGGGGAGGACUGAGAUAGACGCCUCGUCUUUUGGCCAAAGGGGCAACGGGGCAG
Messenger RNA from Tachyglossus aculeatus (Australian echidna), 506 nucleotides. RefSeq names its product transmembrane inner ear (gene TMIE). The record is from RefSeq and is a predicted model, not a curated record. The coding region runs from base 16 to 444 and encodes 142 amino acids. Lineage: Eukaryota; Metazoa; Chordata; Mammalia; Monotremata; Tachyglossidae. The transcript is spliced from 3 exons.